AUGGCUUGCAACCCUUGUUGUUGUUUAAGCUUAAAAGAUGCUGUGGUUACAAUUGGAAUUUGGUCAACGAUUUACAGUAUUGUGCAAUUGUCAAUUUUUGGCUGGCAACUAGCCGCAAUAAAAUACGAAAAGGAUCGUGCCGCAAACACACUUUUGCCUAAUUACAAUUCUUAUGGUCGCUAUGAUAUUCCAACAUAUUAUGAAAGUUAUUGGCAGUCACCAGAAGAACGUUAUUAUACAUGGCUUUUUAUCAUCCAAAUAUUAUGCUUGAUUGCUGCAUUCUUUCUUCUAUUUACUUCCAUCAUGAUGAUAUACGGGGUUCAUACGUGGUCUCGUUUCCUCCUAGUCCCAUGGUUGGUUACAAUGUGUGCCUCAAUACUUACAUCUCUUGCAUAUUGCAUUAUGUGGUGGGCUGGAGAUGUCAGGGAUUACUGGUUAAUGCUUACAAUAAUAGAAAUGUUUGGAGUUUUCUUAAAUAUUUAUUGUUUUGUUGUUGUCGUUGCUUUUCAUCAACGAAUGCAAGCAGAACUUGAAUAUUACGCCAGAAGAAGAAAAUACCAACGGUUUCAUAGGGAACGAGAAAUAACCCGACAGAUUGAUCAAGGCAGUAUUUUGAUUAUAAAAACUUUUAAGAAUCUUCCAAAUAAAUCCCCUACUUAUCUUUUUGACCAAUCAUUUAAAUAUUCUUCUACUAAAGAAAUAUUCCUAUUCAAGAUUUUGGCGAUUCUGAUAAAAGAAUUGAUUUACCACAUGUUCAACAAGGACAGAGACAAUUUGGGGGAAUCCAACGACCUCCUGCCAGCCAAUUUCCUGCAGUCUCUCCUCCCGGACAACCUCCUUUGAGACAUAAAUCCAUUCCUCCACCUCAUACAAUUCUUGUACCACCUUUACCAUCAACAGAACAAAUAAUGCCACAACAACUACCAAAACAACCAUUUUACAAGCAAAAAACGCCAAUGGAGAGAUUUGUUCAAGAAGCCUCAG
Meloidogyne enterolobii is the source of this 984-nucleotide messenger RNA. Lineage: Eukaryota; Metazoa; Nematoda; Chromadorea; Rhabditida; Meloidogynidae. The record is from the annotation of a GenBank genome assembly.